UAGCGAAGGACUGAACUAGAUCGCCUCGAUCACUUCCGCUCGGCCUGCUCUAAAGCCCUGCCCAGGGUUUAGGGAAGCUUGCCCCACCAUUCUUCCAUUAAGAUGACGGAACUACUGUAUGCUCUUGAGCUCGCCCGCGCGGUAUCAUCAAGCAAUAUUUCUCAUGCAACACUGAAUCUAAAACUUCCGCUGUUCUGGUUGCAAUGGUCGACCAUGGAGGCAUGGGCACUCUCAACCAAUCUUCACAGCACCGCCCAAGCACGCCCCAGUCUAUGCUCUCUACCGAGAACCCAUUCGACACGCCCACUUUUCAAGCGAUUCCGCUGCACCUAUUUGAGCGAGAACACAGGCCUCGUCAUACCGACGGUCCCGCUUCAGACGCCGCCGAGCAAGAAACCGCCAGCGUGGCGCCGCUGCCUUGGGAGGACCCACGUCGUCCUGGCGGGAAAACAGGACAAAUCUGUCCUCACCUAUCUCACGUUUAUUGUGACCCUUAUUGGCAUCCCCGUUGGGAUCGGCGGUUUCCUCGUGGCCAUGUCGUCCAUCUUGGGAUGGCCUGACUUGCCGAUAUGGUCGUUCUUUGCACGUUUAGGAGGCAAACAUACCUGAUGUACAUCGUUGCUGGCGAUAUUGCUAUGAGCUUCUGGGAACGGGCGCUGGGGAACCGGUACAUGGCAUGUCUUGCUACCGACAUUUGGGAUAAGCACCGGCGUUUUGAGCGGUUUGGAAUCGGGCAAAAAGGGCAUGCUGUGUACGACCAACAAAGUCAAGCCCCAACUACGCA
Messenger RNA from Canariomyces notabilis, 784 nucleotides. RefSeq lists its product as uncharacterized. The transcript has 2 exons. The record is from RefSeq and is a predicted model, not a curated record. Lineage: Eukaryota; Fungi; Ascomycota; Sordariomycetes; Sordariales; Chaetomiaceae. The coding region runs from base 103 to 609 and encodes 168 amino acids.